This is a messenger RNA of Sitodiplosis mosellana (orange wheat blossom midge), 2468 nucleotides long. Its product is annotated as transmembrane protein 242. Bases 141 to 584 code for a protein of 147 amino acids. The transcript is spliced from 4 exons. Lineage: Eukaryota; Metazoa; Arthropoda; Insecta; Diptera; Cecidomyiidae. The record is from RefSeq and is a predicted model, not a curated record.
GAUCGGCGAGUGACAGUUGGUGUCAAAAGUACCUGAUAGUAAUUCGGCAUGUGCAAAACAAAAAUCUGAAAUCAAAAGAAAAAACAAUGAAAUUCAAAAUAGAUAAGUAAAUAUAGAAUGUGUGAAAUAGAUUCGAAAUAAUGGAAGCAAUUGGUGAAACAGAGAAGAAAUUUCAGCCCAGCGAUCAGGAGAAACAAAAAUAUCGUAUGAGAGCUGCGGCAUUUUUGGCGACUGUAUCGGGUAUGGCAGCAUUUGUGGGAUUUAGUCGAACUAUAGCAACUGCACGAAAACAAGACCAACAACUGUAUGAACAAGCAACGGUCGAAACAGUGAACCUAAUCGAAUCUGGCACAAGAUUAGCAACGAGAGCUCUGGCAUGGGGUACAUUUUAUGCGGUGCUUGGCACUGGCACAUUUUUCUAUGGCAUUUGGAAAUUGUCAGGAGCAAAAAAUAUGGAUGAAUUCCGGCACAAAAUGGGUUCAGUACUGCCAAAAAUUAGCAAAGAUACUCAAACUAGUCGAACGGAGUUUGAAGGACUCAACGAUUUAAUGAAAUAUUUAUCGACGCAUAAAAAAACGGAAUAAAAUCCAUUGCAGUAGAAUUAAAGCGCGAAAUGAGCUGUGUACGAACGACUUUAUGAAUAAACCAUUUUAUUUAACAAAAUUAGGAAGAAAAAAUAGAUAAAAAAUGGGAAAAUGAUGUCUUGGAUUUCUUUCUGUUCUCAAUUUCUUUGGCUUGUGUACAAAACCAUUAAACCAAAAUCAAAAUAUUGUUCAUAAAAAUGGAUUCAUCUACUGAAAAAAAGGGGAUUGAAUCUUCAUUGACCUCACAAUGAUUUCUUAUAGUAAAACAAAGAAAAAUCAAAUAUGCUCUGACGUCACGAAUGAGUUCAUUUUUCGCUUCGACACGGAAUCAGAUGGAAACACUUGACUGCAUGAUAUCAAUCUAUCUGUGUCAAUUGAAUGCAUCAUCGUGCCAUUUGAAAUCCGAUUGUUCGACUUUGGAAUUUAUUAAUUGCAUCGCUUUGGUUUGGUUUGGUUUUAUUAGUUACUACACAAUCACACGGCCAUAAACUAUAGCGUUUCCAAUCGAUUGGUUCCGGACAUAUACAAAUGAGUGACCAUAGCACAAUACCGAUGCUCAAGUACAAUGGCUCACAAAAGUCGUUGAGCCAUUAUCUGCUGUUUGAAUACUUGCAUGUGUUCGAUUUGAUGCGAAUUUGUGAUCUCGACACCAACGAUGACCAAUUUUUCAUCACUCUAAUCAGAGAACAUGUAAUUGGUAAAAGACUAAUCAAACUCUGGUCACGACGCUACAAAACAUGAGAGUGGACGAUGUGGAAAACAUUUGAAAAAUUUGGUCCAUUCAUAAAGCGAUUGAAGAUUCCGAUGCAAUCCGAUUGUCUCAAUCACAAGUUGCAAACAAUAAUUCAAUACAGUGCACCCAACACUCUGACCGAAUUGUAAUACGUAAAACAACCAACAGAAGGCUAUGAUCAAGUAACAGAGCUGGUGGACCGUAAUCUGAUUCAGCAAGCCAUUCCAUACUUUAGCAAUAUACGAAGUGCUAUGAUUGAUAUUGAUGGAAGUUACAACGGUGUAAUGUCUGUAUUUUACGAAAUUUUUCCCAAUUCAGGUCUAUUGAAAAGUCUCAAAAUUCAGGGUCAAGACGAUAAGAAUUGGUUGAAGUGAAUUUAGUCACAGUUCUCAAUCUCAAUUUAACAGAGUUGGUUGUCUACAACCAUUCGGUCGGUGGAGUGGAAUUAGCUAAAUUCAUUGGGAAACUACCCCAUCUGGAGACGUUUAUUUGGCAUUGUAAUAACAGCUGUCCAGAAAUUGGAGAGACACUCGUCAAAUAUUGCCCAAAACUCCAAACCUACGGUGACUAUUGUAGAAAUCGCAGUGAUGAUCCACACUUUUACGACUUUCUCGAUCAGUUUGAAUAUUUGGCCCGUGCAAUUUUGACAAAACGAUCAAUUACCGCCCAUGAUCUCGAAAGUACCCUUCAGAUUUUGGCACGGAAAUAAUCAACUUCACGAAUUGAACAUUUUUCUAUGUAGUGAUAACAUUAUACAGUCAAACGACAACUGUAUUACGUAUUCCAAUGGAAUUGCCAGUUUGAAAAGCAUUUCGUUCCAUUUUGAAGUCGGCGCUUCGACAGUUAGAGAUUUGAGUCAUUACGAACCACUCUUUUGCAAUUUGAUGACAUCGAUGCGUGGCCUACCGAAUCGAUUAACCGAUCAUUCCUAUUUAACCUAUCAAAAAUUCUCCAAUUCCCAACACAAAUUCGAGAAAUAAACAUCGUUAAACAGCUACUACACCAAAUGCCAGUUGAGGUACGACGCAUCCGGAAAUGUAUCUUAACCUCGAAUUUUUAUGUUAAAACAAAGAAUAAUCAAAUAUGUUCCGAUGUCUUUACAAUAUUUUUUCAAAUGAAAUAAAAUAAUCCAUACAAAAAAUUUAAAUCAA